GUGGCACUAUUGUUGAGUUAGAAGGAUAGAAUCAUCAUAUUGCUUUAGGGGACAGCAGGAUUUAAAAGGAGAUGCCUUGCAGCCCUGUUUUACAGAUUGGAAGCAUCGGUUUAAGGGCAUUGGCAGAAUCAUUUCCUCGUUCUUAGCAGCAGCCACUGCUGUGUCAGUAGUGUGUGGAAUGGAAGUCCUAGUUGGUAGUCUGUUAUGGAAACGCUGUUUACUGUUAUUGUAGUACCGUGGUGACAACAUGCCAUUGAAAUGGAAAACGAGCUCUCCUGCUAUCUGGAAAUUCCCAGUUCCUGUGCUUAAAACAUCCAGGUCAUCGCCACUUUCUCCAGCAUACAUAUCUCUGGUGGAAGAGGAGGAUCCUCAUAUGAAAGUAUCUCUUGGUAGCAGCGAUAUGGGCAUCUCUGCCCAUCUACAGUCUUCUAAGACAGGGACCACAAGAUUUUUCACCAGCAAUACUCACAGUUCUGUGGUAUUACAGGGUUUUGACCAACUGCGAGUGGAAGGUUUGCUUUGUGAUGUGACGCUUGUUCCAGGAGAUGGUGAUGAAGUGUUUCCUGUUCACAGAGCAAUGAUGGCUUCUGCAAGUGAUUACUUCAAGGCUAUGUUCACAGGAGGAAUGAAGGAACAGGAUUUAAUGUGCAUUAAGCUUCAUGGUGUGAACAAAAUAGGCCUAAAGAAGAUCAUUGAUUUCAUUUAUACUGCAAAACUUUCCCUUAACAUGGACAACCUUCAGGACACCCUGGAAGCUGCCAGUUUUUUGCAGAUUUUACCUGUUUUGGACUUCUGUAAAGUGUUUCUUAUCUCUGGGGUUUCAUUGGAAAACUGUGUUGAGGUUGGGCGAAUUGCCAACACAUACAAUCUCACAGAAGUGGAUAAAUACGUUAAUAAUUUCAUCCUGAAGAACUUCCCUGCAUUAUUAAGUACUGGUGAAUUUGUGAAACUCCCCUUUGAACGUCUUGCCUUUGUGCUUUCAAGUAAUAGCCUUAAGCACUGCACUGAACUUGAACUCUUCAAGGCGGCUUGUCGCUGGCUAAGGUACGAGGAGCCUCGGAUGGAGUAUGCUGCAAAGCUAAUGAAGAACAUCAGGUUUCCGCUGAUGACGCCCCAGGAUCUUAUUAACUAUGUUCAAACAGUGGACUUCAUGAGAACUGACAAUACCUGUGUAAACUUGCUUUUGGAAGCCAGCAAUUACCAAAUGAUGCCAUACAUGCAACCGGUUAUGCAGUCGGAGAGAACUGCCAUUCGGUCGGACAGUACUCACUUGGUGACGUUGGGGGGAGUGCUGAGGCAGCAGCUGGUUGUCAGCAAGGAGUUACGGAUGUAUGACGAAAAAGCUCACGAAUGGAAGUCCUUAGCUCCCAUGGAUGCACCAAGGUACCAGCACGGCAUCGCCGUGAUUGGAAACUUUCUUUACGUAGUUGGGGGCCAGAGCAAUUACGACACGAAGGGAAAGACAGCAGUUGACACGGUCUUUAGGUUUGAUCCUCGCUACAACAAGUGGAUGCAAGUUGCAUCUUUAAAUGAGAAGCGCACCUUCUUCCACCUAAGUGCCCUCAAAGGACAUUUGUAUGCAGUCGGUGGUCGAAAUGCAGCGGGUGAGCUAGCCACUGUGGAAUGUUACAAUCCCAGAAUGAAUGAAUGGAGCUAUGUCGCAAAGAUGAAUGAACCCCACUAUGGUCAUGCUGGAACCGUGUAUGGGGGAUUGAUGUAUAUUUCAGGGGGAAUUACCCAUGAUACUUUCCAAAAAGAACUUAUGUGUUUUGACCCUGACACAGACAAAUGGACUCAGAAAGCUCCGAUGACGACAGUCAGAGGUCUGCAUUGCAUGUGUACUGUAGGAGACAAGCUAUAUGUUAUUGGUGGAAAUCACUUUAGAGGAACGAGUGAUUAUGAUGAUGUCCUAAGCUGUGAAUAUUACUCACCAACUCUAGACCAGUGGACUCCAAUUGCUGCCAUGUUACGUGGGCAAAGUGAUGUUGGGGUUGCUGUCUUUGAAAAUAAAAUCUAUGUUGUUGGAGGAUAUUCUUGGAAUAAUCGGUGUAUGGUGGAAAUUGUUCAGAAAUAUGAUCCAGAAAAAGAUGAGUGGCAUAAAGUAUUUGACCUUCCAGAAUCACUUGGUGGCAUUCGAGCCUGCACUCUUACUGUUUUCCCACCGGAGGACAAUACAGGGUCGCCGUCUAGAGAAUCUCCUCUUUCAGCACCUUAGAAACAUCCCUUGACUUAUGAUGUUGUAGUAACACCUUUGCACUGCAUCAUGGAGUCUGUUAUUUUUCUUCAGUAGUUUCUGUUAGGCUUAGCCUACAGCAUUUCAUACGAUUACUGGAAAAAAAAAAAAAAAGACUUUGACAUUAUUUGUGCUGUUUGUUUGGCCUAGAAUGUUUGUCAAGUGGUUAACAAAACAAGAUGUACUUGCCCAAGCCAAAUGUUUAACAAAUGAGAAGAUAUUGUCUAUAAAAUGUAUGAACUAGGUACGUUAUUAAUGUUGUGUAUUGGGUGUGAGGUACCUUUUAGCUUACAUUUGGGAGCCCAACGAGUCAAAUUUGAAGACUUUGUAUUGAACACAUUCUUUCACUAAAUUUCAUAGUUGAAAUCCUUUUUCCUUUCAUUUUUGACUGUCGAUUACAAGGGGAGGUAGACUAUAUCAAUGUGAACUAUGACAGAAGGUUGCCAAGGGGCCUGAGCUACCUCCCUAUUUUCAGAGUAUUUUUGAAAAAUCUGUUUACCCACCUGACUUUGUGGGUGCUUUCAGAGCAUAUGAAGUUUCUUAGGCAGAGGGGAGAAAUAACAUAAUUUUAAAAUACUAGCACUAUACGGGAAGCGGACCUUGUAGAGGCCAGGAGUUUUUUUAUAAUGUGUUUUGAGUGUUUUUCCUGAGUCGGUUGAGUGAUGCUUCAAACAAAAGAUUUAAACGUUUGGGUUUUUUAAUUUGGGUUUUUUUCAGGAGUUGGCUUCCGCUUGCAUGGGAGCACACACUACUAACACAUGGGAAUUCAGUACAGUUGUAUAUUCUGUUAUAUGCCUGCACUGAAUAUAGGUAGAUAAGGGCUAGAAACAUUAACUUAAGCCACUGAAUUUGACAAAAUCGUUCCAUCAGAUCAAAUUUAAUCUACCUUUCUCCUUUACUGUUGAGAUAACUUGCAUAAUGUGUCCUCUGUAUAGUCUCAGUUAAUAAGGUUAUUUAGCACAAAGUGCAGCUUCAGCGAGAGAGCUGCUUUUGCUCAGUGAACUUGGACUACCACAUUUUACCUUCUUUUGUUCAAUAAAACUUUUAACUGCAGUUAUUCAGUCUAAGCUACCUCAUUAAUGUAUUUGGUUUUCUUCCUCUGCCUCACUGUUUCCAGGAUACACAUGUAUAUCUGUGUAGGUAGAUUAAUUUGCUAGGAAACCAAUGCAGAAGUGAUCAUGAAUGGGUAUUUUUGACCUACUUUUAAGAAACUGUUUUGGCCUGAUGUGUUCAUUUUAUUGUUAAGGACUGACGAAAGAACAAACUGUCUUAAUUUUUUUUUUUUUUUCCUUGGAGAACUACUGCUUAUGUGUGCAGCCAUGCAAACUUACAGAAACCUUUAUCUGCUCCAAAGUACAGUGCACUGCUGACAAAUUGCAGCUCUGAGUGCUUCUAGAAGGCUGAUACCAUCGUGCUUGUUCUGAACUUCCCAUCGUAUGUUACAAGUGGUUUUGCUGCUGAGCAGUCAGAGGGGCAUCAUCUGAGGGAAACUGUUUUAAAUCAGUUAGCUUCAGCUUCUUUUAUUGUGCUGCCUAUUACUAAUAACCUUGUAAAGCUUAAUAGACUUUUUUGGGGAGUAUGCUAUUUGUAUUUUGUACCUGCUUGAUGCAUCAAGCAGCAGUAUUACUAUGGUGUCAAUUUUGGAAGUACUAGUAUUUAUUCUUUAUGCAGUUUACUAGUAAUGAUCACUACCAAAAUGUAUGUGUAAGCUUUAGGUUUUAUAAUUGUUUUGGGUAAAAUCAAAAGCAAUUCUUCCUCUUUAAAAAAUAAUUCUGCGUAGCUGUGCAAGGUUGUUACAGGUGUUAAUAGUGGCACCAGUGGAUACUCUUGGAAAGUAGCCAGUCAAGAUGAAUUGACUCAUUACCUUAAAAAUACAUUUCUAAUGCUGUGCAAAGCACCAAAUAGGAGAAUGUUGCUCUGUAAUUUAAGUAUGUGUCAGUCAUUUGUGUCACAUGCUACUAAUUUUUUUUCCAGCUCAAAGACCAGAUUCUAGAGCCUGCUUGAGUUGAAAUCCCCUGAAAUCCGUAUUACGUUUCCAUUUUAUUAAUUAAACUAAAAAGUAGAUAAAGUAGUUGCAACUUCUUUUGGGUAAUGUAAAUAUAUCCUGCUGCUGUCUGUAUGCUGGGGAUGAGGAGAUGCUCUGUUUAAAAGUGGAUAUCUUCACUGGUAUUCUCAUUCAGAAGCAGCUUUGGGUGGGUUCUAACCCUUGUGAGAUGGUUAUAAGCUAAGAUGUCAAAGAUUUGUCUGAGCCUUGUGAAUAGCUCAGGAGUUGGUGUAUGGCCACAAUGGUGGUUUGUUUCUUUUUUUUAGUGACUCAUUAUCUAUUCUGCUUAAAGUGGAAGAAUUCUUUUUGAAUGUCAUUUUGUCAUCAGUGUUGGACAUAGCAUAGUGGAUUAAAUGUAGUGCUUCAAUCAAAUUAAUCUUUGAGGUUUUUUCUUGUAUCUCCCUCUGGAUUAAAGUGUUCAUAAUGACAGUUAGUAUCUACUCACCAGGAUUGAAAAGCAAACAUCAAAGAUUUGCCAAAACCUGCAAGCUGUUUUCUUCUGUAAUGCAGUGUAAAAUGACUUGAUGCUCAUUACAUCUUUCUUAACCAUAGCAUAACAAACCCUUUCCAUCUCUGAAUCCACAGCUGUACAUAUAGAUACAGCAGAUACUCAAUCUCCAUUUUCAGUAAGGCUGCUUUUAUGAAAAGUAAACACGUCAUAGUAUCUAGAGCCAACAGUGUCCACCUGAUAAGCAGCUGCUUCUUUCUUUCAUAAGUUUUGAGUGCUUUCAUUUUUGCAGUUGUAUGUAAAUUAGAAAAGCAUCUGGAUAAAAAGCAAUUAGUAGAUAUUUGACCUGAAUGUGAGUAAGACUACAUUAAUGUGCUAGCAGGCAGAGCUGCGUGAGCUGUCUGCCCUCUCCUGAUGAUGGCAGACUCACACCGCAAUCUCAGAAUUCAUUUGGACUUUGCUUUUUUUUUUUUUCUCCGUGCCCAGUUAGCAACAAAAGUGCUCACUUCUAUAUGGAACUUUUCAUGGCUGAUAUCCCUGCAAAGAGACACAGCGCUCUGACUCAGUACAUCUGGGGUGACAUUUCCUUGUGCUGUGUUUUGAAACUGGACAAGAAUGAUGGGGAAGAAAACCUUGGAAAACCCAAAUUAUUUGAAGGGUUUUUGCCCUAUUCACGUAAGAGCUGAUCACUUGCAGAUGUCCAGUUUUCUGUGGUUCCACUUCCUUUAGAAAGUUGUAUAAAGUAUUAAGAGUCUGGGCCAAGGGAAAGCGAUUCAUGGCAGGACCCAACCUGUCUUGGGGCACUUGUAGGCUUGGCAUUGUUGGGAUAAUGGAGUUGUCAUGAAGGGGUGAGAACUGGAGCAGCAGAAGGCAUCUGUCUGACGGCCUGGCCUGCAGCUCUAGAGUUCCCUUGUUCUGAAGAAUCACUGUGAGUCUUAAUCUUUCCCAGGACAACAAUGAGUUGUUUUCUCAUACCGAUGCUAUUUUUAAAUUGCCCAUUCUGUUUCUGAGCGGGGGGAGUCUUCAAGGAGUAGUAUUUUAGUCAGAAAGCUCAAACCAAUAGCCUGAUUAUUUAGCAGAAUAAUGGAAACCUUGGAUUAGGGCAGUUUGUGUACAAAUAAAAUUGUCCCCAAAGGUUUACAGUCUUAAUCUGAUGGGCUGGUUGGACAUCCAAAGAUAAUUUGGUGCCGCAGCAAUAAGUGCAGUAAAAGUGUCUGGAGGAGUUUAUAGCCAAAGAUUUGGUGAUUACCUGAUCUGGAAGGUUCAGGGCACUUAUUUUGCAGAGUUCACUCUGCUUACUAGAAUUGUUGUUCCGUUUUAAAUUAUCCUCCAGCUGGUAAUUACCUCAUCUUUGCAUUGGUGUCUGACUCUGCCAGUUGCUAGGUUUUUUAAUUUUUCCUUUUAUAGCUGACCUAUUUGUUACUUGCUCAGCUCCUAAUUAGAAUUGAUACAGCUGAAGCUUUUCUAGUGGCAUGGCCCUCAUGUCAAGGGAGAAAAUAGCCCAUUUCUCCUAUAUAACAUACUUUGAGAAAUGUAAUCUUAAUUCAGCUUGCGCAUAUUUGGAAAUAUAUAAGCAGUUUUAACCUAGUAAAAAUUGUGUGUGUGUGUGUUGAAGGAGUAAUGUGCGUCCUAUUUCCUCCUGGCUUACACCUUACGUGGUGUUUUAGUUUGUGCGUAGUGAUAGAUUACCCAGAGGUCUGGAGGGUGAGUCCAAGCUCUCUUGUGUAGCACUUUAUGCUUUCCAUGCUCUGCGAAAGUGUUCUUUACUUGCACAGCGUAUGUAGCUUAUCAGGUAUUUUUUUCUUUUAUAUUUCAGUUAAAAUGUGAAUGAUAGUUCUUUGAUACAGAUGUGAUUAAAAAAAAAAAGUCUUAAAAUGCAGAGUUACAUAUGAUUUGCUUAAUGAUAAAGGGUUUGGUCCCAUGAGUAUUGCAGGACCCAUUCAACUAUGAAAAGGUGAUCACAAUUUUGAGAACAAGCUAGGGGAUUAGGAUGACUUUACUGACUGGCACCAGUUCACAUGUUCUUGUUGACAGACAGUCUUUUGCAGAUGGCCAAGUGAACUUUUCUCAGUCCGUAGGCUCUGUCUUUUGAUGUACAGCUCUGCUGGAUCUUCUGAUUACCUAUUCUGGGGAAAACGUGGUGGGAUUUGUUCCACAACAUAUCUGACCCUAAAACAACAUGGCUAGUUUUUUGUCAGGAAUUCCAGCAUUAGUGAUACACAGGAGUCCUCUGGGAGUUUAUUUAAUGACUAUCCGAUUUGUAGAAGGUGCAGCCCAGAUAACCGGGGGGUGGUGCUACAGCAGGAGCCCUGCAUGGUUGACAUUCUAGAAGGGAUGAUAUCAAAUGGGAAUUACUGCCUCCUCCAUGUAUUAUUUUGGAUCUUGAAUGCUGGGUUUUUUUCCCCCAUCUCUGGGAGUGUUUAUUGCUGCUAUUUGGGUUUUUCACUUUUUAUUCAUGUAAUGACUAAUGUCUCUCUGAGUCUGUAGUGGGAGUGAAAGGUUCAGUUCUUUCUAAGCUAGCUACAUGCUGUCAGGGUAUCCACAUAUUCAUUAAAAAGUUUUCUAUUUGGGGCUGUUUCCUAACAUUUAGAAGAAUUCAGUUUACAGUGUGAAAAGACCUCAGAUGAAAAUGUCUUUGGGACUGGAAACAUGCAAAGCUUGUAAAUUUGCUGAGUAAAAUUACAGUUCUAGGCAGAAAAAAAAAAAUCACUUUUUGGAGAAUGUUGGCAUGGUUCAGAGAUUCAUUUGGACAUUGAGCUCCCACAGACUGUCUGGAGUGAGAUAUAUAUAUAUAUAUAUAUAUAUUUAUUUAAUAACUUGUAGUUGGUUUAGGUGAAUCUGAGCUCUGUUGUUCAUACCUGCUUGCACUCUUGGCUGACCUGUCGCUGUAUCUCCCUUUAGAUCACAACAUUCUGCAUUGGCUGCAGUCUGUUUUCUCUGGGCAAGUGUGAAAGCACCUCUCUUGGCUUCCGUAUUGCUUGUUGAUUGAGUUCCAAAAUAAAUCUGACCUUUUGAUUCUUCUUUCUAAAGUACGUUGUGGCUCUGGCCUGCUAAAGAUCAUGUGGAGCUGGGGAAUGAGGACCGUAGCUUUGACAUCUAAUUACCCAUAGCCCUUCGCUGCCCUGCAGGCAAAUAUUCCCAAACCCAGCUAAAAUCCAUGUGCAGGAGGGAAAUCUGUUAAGUCUGACCUAAAAUUUUAAUUACCCUGGCAUUUAAAGACCACCAGAAUCUCCUUUGUCCUCUUUUCAAGGAGGAUUGUGUACCAGAGCUGCUGAGUCUUCUGGAAAGGGGCAAAUACAGUAACUCUUUGGCAUGCAAUACUUCUUUCCUGGCCAUUGAUUCUGCCCUUAUGUGCCCGUGUGGAAAUUGCAGGAGGGAGGGUCAGGGUUUGGUCAUGCUUUCCAGAUCCCAGUAGAGAGCAAGCUUGUUUACUCUCAUCUGUCUGCACAGGACUGGGGGGAAAAAAGACCUGUAGGAAUGCUUCAGAUUUUAAAACAUUAACUCACAGAACAGUAUCAAUUAAUGAAGCAAAAAAAUAAAAUUGUUCCAUUUUAACACGUGUUCCCCAUAUCCAGGAUUGUUCCAAAAUACUUGCCCUCUGUUGAAUUAACAGUUUUGCCUUUACCUCUCUUGUUCAACAUCACUGUAAAAAAUUGCUUGUUUUUUUCCAUUGUUUUUCAUUGCUUGUAACCUUUCCUUAGAAGUGUGGAAAUAAUUUUCCUUACGUGUUUUAUGCACCGAAAUAAACACACCACUGAUCACCU
Molecule: messenger RNA, 8489 nt
Organism: Athene cunicularia (burrowing owl)
Lineage: Eukaryota; Metazoa; Chordata; Aves; Strigiformes; Strigidae
Gene: KLHL13
Product: kelch like family member 13
Exons: 7
Coding region: 248-2215 (655 amino acids)
Biological process (GO): protein ubiquitination; regulation of cytokinesis
Cellular component (GO): Cul3-RING ubiquitin ligase complex
Molecular function (GO): ubiquitin-protein transferase activity; cullin family protein binding
Source: RefSeq, a predicted model, not a curated record